This is a messenger RNA of Xylaria bambusicola, 2402 nucleotides long. RefSeq lists its product as uncharacterized. Gene Ontology annotation, molecular function: DNA-binding transcription factor activity, RNA polymerase II-specific; RNA polymerase II cis-regulatory region sequence-specific DNA binding. Lineage: Eukaryota; Fungi; Ascomycota; Sordariomycetes; Xylariales; Xylariaceae. Gene Ontology annotation, biological process: regulation of transcription by RNA polymerase II. Bases 410 to 2359 code for a protein of 649 amino acids. The transcript is spliced from 2 exons. The record is from RefSeq and is a predicted model, not a curated record.
GCCCUUGACGAGGCCAAGGCCCACGCUGGGCCCCCACACAUUGCCCGUCUCCAUCAUCAUCUCAAUCAAGCUGUUCAGCGCUGAGACACCACUUCUUCCCGACACAGUCCAGGUGCCUUGCAUGCAACUUGUCUUGAAUGAAAGACACGAUUCCUAAUUACUCCCUCUCUAUACUCUCUCCCUUUCUAACCCGCUCCCCUCUCAUUCUUGCCCUUAUUCUCCGAUCGCGGUUGCCCCUCCUGCCCACGUCCAGUUCUCUCUCACGAGCAGUUCCAAACACCAACACCGUCUGAAGCCGCCGAUAUCAUCCCUCCGUAUUCGCCAAAGACGAACAAGCCUCCGCUAGGUUGUUUUGCCUUGAAAUUUUACACAGCGGCGUGGAGUUCGUUCGCCAUUCACAUCGAGCGUCAUGGCCUCAACAUUCCGGCCUGUGAAUUCGCCACUGGCGAUUAAAGUUGAAAAACAUGACGAAAGCGCACCGUCUCCAACGACACCUACUCCGACAAAGACUACCUUUGGCCAACGCCCUCUUCCAAGCUCACCCUUUCCCCAAACCGUGCAAAUACCCGAAAGUAUUGAAGAGAUCGAAACACCACAGCGCGAUAAUUCACAGGUCACUCGAACACCGCGGGGAGACUCCGAAGAUGUGGAUAUGAACGACUCUGAUGGAGAAGCUCACGGACACGAAGAUAGUACCGGAUCCAACGACGAGGGCGGGAAUGCGGACGGUGCAAAGUCGAAUAAGAAGAAGAAGUCUCAGCGCUUCUAUUGCACAGAGUAUCCACCGUGCAAACUCAGCUUUACACGCAGUGAACACUUAGCCAGACAUGUCCGGAAACAUACCGGUGAACGACCAUUCAAGUGCCACUGUCAGAGGCGGUUUUCUCGUCUAGAUAACCUUCGACAACAUGCGCAAACCGUUCAUGUCAACGAAGAUAUACCGCUUGACUCGCUUGCUGCGACAGGGACUCGAUUCCAAAGACAAAUCAGGACAGAUAGAGUAAGACAGCCAGGUCGGGCGCGAGCUUCAACUGCUGGAAGCAUUGGUGCACCGGUACGGGGCCAUUCAAAGUCUCUUUCUACUUCAAGCAUUAGCUCUGUUGGGUCCAACUUCAGCACAAGAGACGAUAUCCGGCGCCGUCCGCCGGCCCUGGCUGUUGCGGAUUAUCGAUUUCCAUACCCAUCCGAAUCCUACCCUCAUCGGCCACCUUCACCCGGCGAUUUCAGCACACCUACGUCAGCCACAUUCUCUACUGGUCAAAACAGUCCUCAUUGGGGACCUGCCAUCGUUUCACCUACCUCAUCACAUUCGCGCUCUCGCAGCUUGUAUCUCGACUCCCAAGUUCCUCCCGCUCGACGUCUCAGCAUACCGUCGGGUGUAAUACCGUUACAAUCCCAGCUCAGCUCGAGUCUUGGCGGCCCGUCGUUUGGGCCCAGGUCUUCUGAUACUACUAAUGGAUCCCAACCAACCCCAUACUCGCCAUCCAUGAGUACUGUAGCUUCACCUACUACUUCUGUGAUCCCAUUUACCCGACGAGAGUCUAUUUCAGUUACGGAAGAUUUGCGCCGGCGUACGUGGCAUCCAGAAUCGAAUAAUUUCAACCCUAGUCCUGGUAGUCGUCUAAGCCAAGUACUUGGGGAUUCUCAAUAUUCAAGUUCUUCUCAGAAUCAUGGGCAAAUGCCCAUACAACAACAACCACCUCCUAGUCCAGUUCGCCUUCCUAGUAUCUCUUCCUUUGACCUGCCCCGCCGACCUGCUUCCCCUUUUAGAGAGAAUGUCUCUACGAUGAUCAGUAGACCUGACGUGCUCCACCCCCCACCAUUGCUCCCAGCAAAUGCGCAUCAAUCUGAGGAAAGGGAAAGGUGGAACUCUCCAGCUUGGGCCAUGGAUCUUCAUAAAGGGUUGACUCGCCUUGGCAUCGCCUCUAAUCCUGCCCCUCCUGAUAGCGCUAGCACCUGGGCUCGUGAGGCGAAUCAAGCCAUGGACGCGCAAGUUGAUCAAGUUCGAAUGAACCCCCACACCGUGAGGUUCCACGAAUCCGUCAUGGUUCAGAACCCACCAAGAUCUACUCCCCCUCGAGUGUCGCACCAGUAUACAAUGUCGGCACCUUCAAUAACUAGUUCCCGCGAGUCGAAGCGGCGUGCCUGGCACCAAAGCGGGGAAAUGCCUCCAGAAAAAAUCACUCGCCUUGAUCGUAUGGUCCAUCCCAACAUCAGAGAAUUCUCAGGUUUCCCGGCGAGGGACAAUACUUCUCGCCCAACCCCCCGAGAAGAAGCCCCCGGGGAACGGGGUAUGGGCGCUCUAGAGACUCUCGUUGCGGUUGCCACAGGCGAAGGAAACGCAACCAAAGCAUAUUAGAUGAGGGUCGAACAUCAUACGAUGGUCAUUGGUCUCCUAUCAA